Messenger RNA from Anguilla anguilla (European eel), 1781 nucleotides. RefSeq names its product interferon stimulated exonuclease gene (gene isg20). The transcript has 4 exons. Gene Ontology annotation, molecular function: exonuclease activity; nucleic acid binding. The coding region runs from base 91 to 1131 and encodes 346 amino acids. Gene Ontology annotation, cellular component: nucleus. NCBI's taxonomy places the organism in Eukaryota, Metazoa, Chordata, Actinopteri, Anguilliformes, Anguillidae. The record is from RefSeq and is a predicted model, not a curated record.
GCGAGUACUGGCCGACAUGCCUUGACAUGUUCUUCCCUGGCUGAGAGCUAGUCCGUAUCCACGUGUCCGCAAGCUGUCAUUUCCACAGGCAUGAAAAGACCGAAUGUCAGCGACUGUGGAGGGACCGGAAGCGGAGGGGAAACGCUUCGGAAGAGCCCCUUGCCUGUAUCCCGGAGCACUGCGUGCCAUUUUGCCUCCCCUUCCCUUGAGGCAGACACACAGGGAAUAAUGGGCCCUGCCAAGAAGAGAACUCCAAGCAAGAUUCAGAGGGUGGCGCGUCACAAGGAAGCACUGAGGAAGAUGACAGUUCUGAAGAGGAAGAGGAGAGACCUGUGCUUAAUGCUCAGGGGCCAGAGAGAGACAGGACAUGAGAUGGGGUCAGACCCUGCUGGGAAAGCCAGCAAGAGGGUGAGGACCGCAGCCGGUGAGCAGUGGGAGCUGGACAGCGGGUUCUCUUCGGAGGUCAGCCCCCCCACCAGCGGCCGCAGCUCCCCGUGUGCUGGGAUUGGACCGGCUCAGCUGGUGGCUAUGGACUGCGAGAUGGUCGGCACGGGGCACGAGGGCCGCUGCAGUGAGCUGGCCCGAUGUAGCCUGGUGAAUUACCACGGCGAAGUCCUGUAUGACCAGUAUGUCCAGCCCCUGCUACCCGUCACCGACUACCGCACCCGCUGGAGUGGCAUCUACCCACAUCACCUGCUGCAUGCUGUGCCCUUCCAGCAGGCCAGGAAAGAGAUACUACAGAUUCUGAAGGGGAAGGUUCUGGUCGGUCAUGCCUUACACAAUGACUUCCGGGCGCUGGGCUUCAUUCCCCCCAGUCACAUGAUCCGGGACACCUGCUGCACACGUCUGCUCAGACAGCUAUCUGGCAUGCCGGCUAGGGGCAGCAUCUCACUGAAGAACCUGGCCAAGACCCUGCUCAACAGGAACAUCCAGAUGGGUAAAGGGGGGCACAGUUCGGUGGAGGAUGCAAUGGCUUCAAUGGACCUGUACAAACUGGUAGAGGGGCAGUGGGAGCAGGACAUCCUGAAUAAAGGCCAGAACCUGAACGCUUGCCCAUCCCCUGAGCCAGAGUCCUCCGCCAGUCACUACAUGCAGGACCAGUACUGGCCAGCAGACCUGACAGAAGACUGAAGAGCCAAUGGUUGCUAAGCAGCUGUGCCAACCUCAGCUGCUUAGCACCCAAGAGCUAGCGUUCGUGGUACAGGAGGACGAUAGCUCAUAACAGACCCUGGUUCAUCACCGAGGGAAUGUGGGGAGCUGUUGUUAGGACUGUGUGGGAAGAUGGUGCUUUUCUCAUCAGAGAUGAGAAUGAUUAUCAUGCUACACUCAAAAGCUGUGAUUUGGUACAAGCCUUUGUGCUGAAAUUGUUGAACUCACCACUUAAGCAUUUGGGUGAUAUGAGCACUAAGUAGACCUGCGUAGCACCCUGGGAAAUGUGAUUGCCACAGCUGUGGGGGACGCUGAUAAGUAGGAACAUGAAUAUUAUUAUUUACAUACCUCAAGUGCAGAUGUGAUGGUCUGUGAUGUCACUGAACUGCAGCAUGUUGCUGUGAUGCCUAAAGCUGCAGAUUUGGAUUGUGAGUCAUUUUUCUCAUGUGUGAUAACUUAAACAUUAUUUAAUAUAGUAAGAUGUAAUUGUCCAUUGCUAGUGGAAAGGAGGAGGUGACUUCACCCACAAGUCGGGGUAGAAUCUGUGAUUAAAUGACAGAUGUGCUCCUUUAAAAUAUGAAACAUGUCUGCAGUGUUCUGCCAGUCUGUUAAUAAAGGGUUUAUUAAACUGA